Molecule: messenger RNA, 1203 nt
Organism: Glycine soja
Lineage: Eukaryota; Viridiplantae; Streptophyta; Magnoliopsida; Fabales; Fabaceae
Product: psbP domain-containing protein 2, chloroplastic-like
Exons: 3
Coding region: 166-921 (251 amino acids)
Biological process (GO): photosynthesis
Cellular component (GO): extrinsic component of membrane; photosystem II; photosystem II oxygen evolving complex
Molecular function (GO): calcium ion binding
Source: RefSeq, a predicted model, not a curated record
GACAACAUAAUCUUAGAAAGUGGGAGAGAUUGAAAAGAAGAAAUCUGGAUAACGCGAUUCAGGAACACCUUCUAACUUCGAUUCAUCCUAUGACGAUGAAUCAUUGAAAUUUAACCCAACAAAACAAACCUCAAACCAAAUCCUUAAACUUUGCAAAAUAUAAUAAUGGCUUUGAGAAGUUGCUCUGCCCUUUUACGCAGCAGUUUCUUCCACCAACUUUCUCAAACUCAAUCCACUUAUGCUUCUUCCAGAACCUUGGUCUCAAUCUUGUUGCCCAAAUGCACUUCACCUACCUGCAUUUAUGAAUCCAACAAAGACAUGCACUUAGCACUCUCUUUUAGUAAGAGGAACCUCAACCUUAGCAUUCUUCUCACGACGUUUCUGUGGGGUGAGGGUGUGUUGAUGCCAAAUGCACGUGAUGCACUGUUGUUGGCUCAGGAGUUGGAGCUUCAGAGAUACACGGAUUCCGAGGAAGGUUUCACUCUUCUUACACCCUCUUCUUGGACUAAGGUUGAUAAAGCAGGGGCAACUGUGUUGUUUCAAGAGGCAGAUAUGGGAAGUAACAAUAUUGGGGUUGUGGUAAACCCAGUUCGUCUUAAGACUCUUGAAGAGUUUGGGACUCCUCAGUUCGUUGCUGAUAAGCUUUUACAAGCAGAAAGACGUAAGGAAAGUACAAAGGAGGCCGAGUUGAUUACAGUUGCAGAAAGAUCAGGGGAGGGAGGGUUGCAAAUUUAUGAAUUUGAAUACAAGGUUGAUAGUACUCGGGGAGGGAUGAAGAGGAUCUUUUCUGCAGCUUUUGUGGCCUCAAAGAAGCUAUAUCUUCUAAAUAUUGUUCACUCUGAUAAACCAGAGAGUCCUCUUGACCCACAUAAGAGAAUGAUUUUAGAGCAAGUUCUUCAUUCCUUUGAUGCAGCAGCUUAAUCUGUGGCAUGGAAAAUUCGGUUCUUAUGAUUUUUUUAUUCUUUCUUGAAUUUUAAUUUGAUUCCUAAGUUAUGGCUAAUGACUUGUGUUCAAAUCCCUCAUUGAAAGUCAAAGCUGACUGAAAAUUUGAAGUAAACAUUAAACUAAUUCUAGUGUUACCACCAUACUUGUAACCGGCAUACUACUUUAGUUAAAAGGAAAAAAUAGAUUUGGGUGGUGAUUUUCCAAAUUGAUUAUUUCCUAGGUGAAUGCUAAUAUGUGACAAACUGACAUUACUUGCAA